This is a messenger RNA of Lolium perenne, 5711 nucleotides long. RefSeq lists its product as uncharacterized. NCBI's taxonomy places the organism in Eukaryota, Viridiplantae, Streptophyta, Magnoliopsida, Poales, Poaceae. The record is from RefSeq and is a predicted model, not a curated record.
AAGAGAGAGAAGAGAGAGCGAGCUGCCCUCCGCCUGCAGUAGUAUUAGCUCCAUCUCUCUCCUCCCCCAGCUCGCGCUCGGAGCUCCCCAUUCCGCCGCCGAACCCUAACCCUAGCUGCCGCCCGCCCGCCCGCCCCGCGCCGCGGCCCGCAGCCGGAGGGCCGCCGAUCCGAUCCGCCCGCGCGCCGCCCGCCCGCGCCGAUCGAGGCUGCACAUAAAGAGACGGCAGAUCUACAGAUUCAUUUAGCUAGUCUUGUCAGCCCUGGGUGAGCCUUCUUUGGUAGCUCUAACUUGAGAGGAAUCAUCUUCAUCAUCUCAGCAGGCAGUGGCAAAAGCUUACCACGUUGUCAUUUGAUAUGAAACUUUGGGAUUUGCCAAUUGCAGAAAGUUCGUGCUUUCACGGGUACUAGACCUGUAGGGGCUUUGGAGAUGUCACAGUUUCACCACACACAGCAUGGGGGUGACAGUGAUUUUCAGAUGUGGCAGCAACAGAUGAUGUACAAGCAACUGCAGGAGUUCCAAAGACAGCAACAAGUACAGCAGAUUGAUCAUGGAGCCAGGAUGCAGCCCUCAUCUGGACAGUUUCAAGCUCCAGCAAAAGCAGCGCCUGCUGAUCAGUUGCCGGCGAUGUCAAAUGAAAUGCCAAACAACGAGGCCACGGCUUAUGCGUGGUCUCAUAAUUCUGCUAGUGGUGACCCAAGGUUGUCAAGCAACUCACAAAUGGUGAACACUGGUAGUAACACAAAUUGGGAGCAGUAUGGUGGUGCUCCUGGCACGGGCAAUUUCAUAAAUGGUUCAGCGUUUCCGAACACUCAAACCCAACCCGUGAGACUUAUGGGCAUGCCUGCCCACCAAAUGAACCAGUCCUUCUAUCCAAUACCUGCUACCAGCAGAGGUGGAUCUGUUAACCAGUACCCCCAGUUCUUAGGGAUCCCAGCUGAUCUCCAGAGUGCAAUGACAAGGGCAGGUACAAAUCAGCCCGAAAAAGUAUCAAGGCCAUUUAGCUCUUUGAUGGAUGAACCUGGUGCGCACGAGAAAGGUGACUCCAGUUCUAUGCAGAAUUUUCGUGGAAAGGGAGGGUUCUUAAGCAAUAGUCCCUUACAAAGUCAAGGUGAUAAUAACAAGGCAGGCAGCCCUGCUCCAGUGAAUCAUCUACAACAUGGUUUUCAACUCCAAGAUUUUCAUGGUAGGCCAAACCAAGUGGAUUUUCAAGUGGGCCUGCAAGAGAAAUCAACAAUGCAGGUAGCACCAGCAAGUGGGGGGGCAAGCCUUGACCCUACUGAGGAGAAGUUCUUGUUUGGAGAUGAUGAGGAUAGCAACUGGGGAGCUUUGUUGAAAGGAGACAACAAUCACGGUAAUUCUUUGGAUAAUGAUAACUUUGGUGGUGCUUUGCCAUCUGUACAGAGUGGGAGGUGGAGUGCCCUAAUGCAAGAAACAUUACAGCCUACAGCCAGUAAAAAUAGUUCUAAGGAAGAAUGGGGUGGCCUGAGUUUGCAGAAAGCCCAACAGGCAAUUGCCAACAACUCAGCUUUACCAGCUCGUGACCAGAGUAAGCUUGCGGCAUUAAGUGGCGCACUACAGAAUGCACGACCCUUGUCAGCAUCUAGCUAUGCUGAUGAAACAAUGAAUAACCCAGAUUUUACCAGUUUUCAACAUGCUGCAAGAACUACAUACGAGCAAAGAGAAAAGACACCACAUGAAUCUCCUCGUGCUACUGUUACCAAUCAUCAGUCAUCUGCAGGAGUGAAUAAUGGGUAUAUUCAGCACAGCUUGAAGCAAAAGCAAUCUGAUGAAUAUGGGAGACAAGAACAAGUGCAAUUAUCAAAUGGCAAUUGGGCUCAACAGAAAGCUGAGAUGCCAAGAAACAAUUCACACCCAAGUGGUGCACCAUCAAAUACACAUGGAUUUUGGAUGUCACAACAAAAUGCUGUUGAUCGUAAUGUCAACCAAGAGUCCAGUAAUAGCCAAAAUGAGUGGAAAAGCAACAGUCCCCUUAGACAAGACAUCACCAGUACCCAAAACGUCUUUAACAAUGAUGGGAACUUCUGGAAACAGAGCGGAGGUAAUGCAAAUUCGGUCCAUAGGCUUCAGCAGAUGAAGCCUGAUAUGAGCACUUUGCAAAUGCCAAAGGACAGUUCUGAUGGUAAAGGUGUUAGUAUGAUGGGCUCAAGCAUGCCAACACUAAAUCCAAACCAGCACCAGAUGGUUGUUGGUCGAACCGGUGAGCAUGUUGGAAUAAACCAUAAUAUGGCACAUCGGGGUCCAGAAACCUCAGAUUCACUAAGAAGAAGUGCAGAGCCAAGAACAAAUGACCGCAGCCAGGAGUACCAGAAUGCAGCACAUAUGGAAAGGCAUGGACAGCAUGUGAACAGUGACCUUGCUGCCAGGAGGCAUGCUUUCUUUGCUGCAAAGGAAUCCCAUAAUUUAGGUCAAUCAGGCCAGCAGGCAGCAGGAUCUUACAUGUUGCAGAAUCAUGCAAUGGACAACAACACAGGGGUGAACAUUAGGCAUUCUCCGGGUAAUUCAGUUUCCAACAAUCAGUUUCCGCAUCAGUCACUUCAGGCACAAAAUGACCUGAAGCCUCAAUUUGUCACCAACUCCCAAGGUGCUGGCAAUAUGGCUUCAGUUAAUGAGAAAAUGCUGGUGGGAAAUGAACACUUCAAAUUUCGGCAUGGAGUCCCUAGCAGUUCCACCGCAUCACCAUUUGGAGGAUCUCAUGCUGGUCUGUCUCAGAAUAGAGCUGUUCAGAACAGUCAACACAUGCUGCAACUUCUUCAUAAAGUGGACAACUCAACAGAUAGCAAUGCUGUUGCUGACAUGCCGAACAGUUCUGUUGAUAAUGUUGCCACUUCUCAGCAACAACUUAAUCAAUCUUCUUUGCAAGGUUUUGGAUUAAGACUAGCACCACCAUCCCAACGACACUCAACUUCAGAUCAUUUAUGGUCUAGUCACACUAAUGUUGAUGGCAAGCAACCUGAACACUCGGCAAGGGAAGAACACCAGGGACAGAUACCUUCCACUGGUACCCAGCAUAUAUCACCUGCUCAUACAAGCUCACAACCGACACCGUUUCAUUCUUCUGAAAUGGGUAGUACUGGACAGCCAGCUGGACAUUUCCCUCAGUUAAGUUCAGGCCAGCAAUAUCCUGUGCCAGAUGCAAGAUCUGGCUCUGUACCCACUCCUCAACAAGGCAGCUCUGCAACGGUAUUCAAGAAUGUGUGGACAAACAUAUCAGCACAACGUCUAGCUGGUAUCCAAUCUAACAAGAUUACACCGAAUAUUCUCCAGUCCAUGAUGUUUUCCAAUAAUGCUUCAGAUUCCAACUUAUGGGGCUCGCAAAAGGCAGACAACCAAAGUCAGAAGGCAUCAACGCCGCCUGAUGCUGCCACAAGUUCUGCCAAUUCACAUAGCCAAGAGGCAAAACAAGCUCUGGACAGUGAUGCAGGGUUAGCCUCUUCUGACAUGGCAAUUUUUGAUUCCACUGGAGCUACUGUACCCAGAGGAAAUCAAUCCCUGCAGAAGCACUCUUCAGAUGGGAAUUUCGCUGUUCCUCCUUCAUCCUUGGCACAGUUGCAUCAGCAAGGUAUCAUGAACCCUAGGCAGGGAGAGAACCCUGCAGCUAACUUUCAGGCUAUGAAUACUUCUCACAACAUUAGUGCUAAUGGUAGUGGCAUUGGGUUACAUGGAAGCCCAGCACCUUCAAACCUCCAGCAGCAAAAUUUCUCUCUCCUGCAUCAAAUGCAAGCAAUGGGUCAUGUGGAUAUUGAUCCAGGCAAUGCAGCUGGAAAGAUGCUUAAACCAAAUGACAUAAUUUCUGAUGCAUCACAAGUUGACUGGAAGUCUGCUCAGAGGUUUGCACAUGGAGCCAAUAACUUGGUCAGGUCAUCCAUAGAUAACAUUGGCGGCACUAGUGUGCAAGGUUCAUUCCCUUCAGACAUGAAAAUGCUAAGCUUUGCUCCAAGGAACAAUGAGGAGAGAGGUGCAAACAUACCUUCCCAGAUUCCUUCUAGGGAACUCGCCUCUCAUGCUAUGGUCACGCGGAAUGAUCAUCAAAGUCAAGUUCAGUCUCUUGGGGCAAAUGCAGCAUCAAAUUUGGUUGAAAGAAGUGAGAGACCUGGGAUAAACCCUCAAAUGGCACCUUCUUGGUUUGAACAUUAUGGAAACCAAAGAAAUGGUCUGAAUCAUUCUGUGAUUAAUGCGCAGAAGACACCAACUGUACCAUAUAAUGUUCCAAAAGCUUCAUGGUGCAUGGAAAAUAACUCUGCCGAGCAUAGAGCUGAGUCUGGCCAGUCUGUCCAGGCUUUAGUCCCUUCCAAUGUGAGUGCAGCUUUAAUGAGAAGGCCAAAGAAGCGCAAAUCUACAGAAUCUGCUCUUGUUUCGUGGCAUAAAAUCACCGAAGGCACUAAAAAACUGAGAAAGAUGAGCACGAGCGAGAUGGACUGGGCUUGGGCAGCUAAUAGAUUAAUUAAAAAGUCCGAGGAUGAUCCAGAGAGUCUAGAAGAUUCCCCUUUAAAUUACUUACCGCGCAAAAGGUUAAUCGUGACCACAAGGUUGAUUCAGGAAGUUUUCCCUGCUAUACCAGCAAGAGUUCUCAGAGCACAAGCUGUAUCAGCUUAUGAAAGUGCAACAUACAACAUCGCUAUGUUGACACUAGGGGAUACAUGCAUCAUCUCAUCAGAUAACUCUCGUACUAUUGCAGAUAAUGAAAAUAACCCAUCUGAGCAAAGAACAAGUGCGAAGCAAAUGGAAGACAAGUUAUCAAAGGUUGUGGAAGUCUUUGUUGGAAGAAUCAAGAAAAUGGAAAAUGACUAUCUCAGCUUGGGCAAGAGGGCUUCAAUGCUAGAUGUGCACCUAGAGUGCCAGGAUUUGGAAAGGAUUUCAAUCGUAAAUCGUCUUGGAAGAUUCCAUGGCCGGAACCAUGCAGCCGGUGUUGAGGCCUCAUCGGCCUCACAAAUGGGUUCUCGCAGAAUUUUCCCUGAUAGACAUGUCAUGUCUUUCGCUGUGCCUGGAAAUCUUCCUGAAGAGGUGUACUGUUUGGCACUCUAGUGCAUCGAUUUCUUGCAUUGUUCCUCAAUCUAUCAGAUCACCUCUGGGGUUACAACUGUGAUUUCCAAUGCUCCUCCUGCAAAGCAUGGCAUUAUACAGAACGGUCAGAUCCAGGGGAUGUUUGGAAAUCUCAGCCGUCGCACGGCGAUGCCAAGGGAUUUGUCCAGCCGAUCAACUCAGUGCGGGCUGUUAUUUCUCCCUUGAAUGAAGUAUAGGUCCCUGUAUAUUGUGGAAAGUAAGGGAAAGAAAAACUAUGGACCUCGCAUCAUUUUGCUGAUGAAGGAAGGGUAUUUAGCUUCAUAAUUUGUUAGAGAGGUCGAUGCUUACUAGCUUAGUACAUCUAGCGAAAUUUUUCGCUACUUGUCAUCUUUUUAUCCAUGAUGAUGAAGUUGUUGGCAGGUUAGAGGGGUGAAUAAUAAUAUUGAGAGCCUUCCUCUGGGUUCUUUUGUUCCUUUACUAGGAUGGGAUGCAAAAAUUGGCUAGUGUGUCCAUUCAAACUGACCUCCCCUUGUUUAGUCAGCAGGUGAUUGCUUGUGUUAUGUAGUGCUGAAAGCAUUAAUGGAACUGGCGGCGGGUAGAAGGCUUGUAAAACUGUUGUAAUUUUAAACCCCGCAGUGUUGAGGCCCUAAUGGGUUCUUGUAAAUUUGAAGUCCUAUUGUUACUGA